Nymphaea colorata (pocket water lily) is the source of this 1827-nucleotide messenger RNA. RefSeq lists its product as uncharacterized. The record is from RefSeq and is a predicted model, not a curated record. NCBI's taxonomy places the organism in Eukaryota, Viridiplantae, Streptophyta, Magnoliopsida, Nymphaeales, Nymphaeaceae. Gene Ontology annotation, biological process: regulation of peptide transport. Gene Ontology annotation, cellular component: membrane.
CGGGAAUAGAAGUGCAGAGGGGAAAGGAAAAAAAAACUGGAAGUUGAUAAUUUUUUGUAGAUUAAGCAACUGCACCCCUCCCCUACUUUCUCUCUUUCUCGCUCUCCAAUUCUUUGAUUGGUAAAGACGCGCUAGAGUCCGGCCUUCUCCCUCCGUUCGGAAGAAGCGAAAUCAGCCAAUCUACGAGCCUGCUGCUCUUCCUCGCCUGAAGAGAAACCAGAGGAAAGAGAAAGAGAAAGAUGAUGGCAAUAUCCUUUUCCCCAGUUGAAACUCCCAGAUCUAUAAAUGGGAUCCUCCGGAGGAGAUCCUAGAAGAGAGAGAGAGAGAGAGAGAGAUGGUUAGGUUGAGGAUCUGAUCUCGUCACCCUUUCAUCCGUGAACGAGGAAAAGCGGAAACUGCGUUAAGGAUUUGUACGCAGGGAAAUCGAUGGGUUGGAGGUAUAAGGCUGGGCUGUUCCUGAUUGCAACAGUCGUUUUCAUCUGGGUUACUUCUGCAGAGGUUACGCAGAAAAUAUUUACGGACUAUAAACAACCAUUUGCACUUACCUAUCUGGGGGCAUCUCUUAUGGUCAUUUAUCUACCCAUUGCUGCAAUCAAGGAGUGGAUAUGUCAUGCAAUCAACAGGUGCUCGUCAAAGAGGAGAAACCCAGAAUCUAUUGAUAAGUCCUCUACCGGGGUUGAUUCACCUUUGAAGUAUGAGAUGGUUCCGACAAGCUUGGAACUGGAGUUGCCAAGUACUCUGACUAAAAAGGACAGUGAACUGGACCUUUCUGCACAAGAAGAAGGGAACCCUUUGCUCCCUAGACAGAGGGAGGACUUGGACAUGAUGGGGCAAAACAAAGCACUCACAGACAGGGAAAUUGCUACAUAUGGCUUUUACCUUGCCCCAGUCUGGUUUGUAACUGAGUAUUUAUCAAAUGCUGCACUUGCUCGAACCAGUGUUGCAAGUACGACAGUGUUAUCUUCAACUUCAGGCCUCUUCACACUUUUUGGUGUCUUUUUGAAACAAGACUCCAUAAGUGUAGCAAAAGUUGUUGCAGUAUUUGUCAGUAUGGCUGGAGUUGUCAUGACUACCCUUGGGAAGACAUGGGCUACUGACGAGUCACAGGCCAGUGCUGCAGGAAACACAAAGCGUUCUUUAGUAGGGGAUCUCUUUGGCCUUCUUUCUGCUGUGACAUAUGGCUUAUUCACUGUCCUUCUCAAGAAGUUUUCUGGAGCUGAAGGAGAAAAAAUUGAUGUUCAGAAGUUCUUUGGUUACAUUGGCUUGUUCACACUUGUUGCACUGUGGUGGCUUGUAUGGCCACUGACUGCCUUAGGGAUUGAACCAAAGUUUAGCAUCCCUCAUUCUGCUAAGGUGGAUGAAGUGGUGCUUGCUAAUGGUCUUAUUGGAAGUGUUCUCUCAGAUUAUUUCUGGGCGCUUUCUGUAGUUUGGACGACACCCCUAGUUGCCACCUUAGGCAUGUCUCUCACAAUACCGCUAGCAAUGAUUGCAGACAUGGUUAUUCAUGGACGCCAUUUUUCAGCAGUGUAUAUUCUUGGUUCAAUUCAGGUGUUCGCCGGUUUUGUUAUUGCCAAUGUUUCAGACAGCUGUUCCCGUAAGAUGGGUUAUAGUCACAACAUUGCCAAUUAAAUAUCAGCCUUGCAUUCUUUGUCCUUGUUAUUGUUGUGUGAGUGGAAGUUCCAAUUUUACUUCCCAGCUGUACAGGCCUCGAAAAAUGCACUUCGUGACUAAUUUGGUUUUUGAAGGUAUAAUUAAUGCGAUUUUUUUGGCUCCUUCAUAGGAGAAGAUAGAAUAACUGAUGUUCUCGCUUGUUAGUGUCUCAGUUAA